Anthostomella pinea is the source of this 1002-nucleotide messenger RNA. The record is from the annotation of a GenBank genome assembly. NCBI's taxonomy places the organism in Eukaryota, Fungi, Ascomycota, Sordariomycetes, Xylariales, Xylariaceae.
AUGAAGCGAGUCCAGCCGGCAAACUCCGUCGAGAUGGGAAAGUCUUCCGAGGUGGCAUCCAUGCCCCACGAUGAACCGGUGGCUCGUCCUAUCGAGUUUCACCUCUUCCCUCGGCUACCCCCCGAGAUCCAGCUCAUCAUCUGGGCCAUUUGGCGCGAAGACCAGCCCGUCAUGCGCCAAUACUGCUUCAUGGAGCGUGAGGGACGUUGCUACGCGGCACUCGAUAUGGAAAAGCUGCAGUUUGUCAAGACGGCUGGAGGGAGCAUCGAUCUCAGAACUGGUGAAAGUGCACCUCUGGAUCCCAUGGAACACCAGAUUUGCUUCACCAACAACAUUUCGACUGUCACGGUACCCGAAGAUAUCCUGCGCAUGUUCCGAAAUCCCAGGAUUGAACAGAAUCGAAGAAUUCUAUCCCCCGCAUAUACUUGGGUCAACUUCCAGCGCCAUACCUUCUUCGUCCAUAACGCCCACUACAGACUCCCCGGACGCCUACGAUUCUUGUUUCACAACAUCGGAGCAAAGAUACCGCAAGAGAUCAAGAGCGAUCAUUGGUCGAAGCGCAUACAGAAACUUGCCGUCUUCGCGACCGCCGAGUCGAAUACCUUGAAUGACCUCGAUAAAGCGGCUCUGCUUCAGCUGACGGGCAUGAAAACCGUCUUCAUCAUCCUGCCGAUGCAUCACUACAACAAUUGGAGACAGUUGAAAGACGGUGUAUGCCGCUGUCAAGGACCUUGUAGCAGGAAUUUGACGGGUCAACGCUACUGCGGAAUCCGUCAGGAAAUUCGGGGGAACGGCUUCCUAGAUGUGGACAUCGAAGAGAGAAUCGCAGAAGUAACUGCUAGGUAUGGUGACUGGGAGUCAUCCUUCCCUCCCAUGGAACAACCAUGUGCCCAACGGCUAUUAGUGAAGAUCAAGGAGAUAUUCAGCCUUAAUGGACGAGACAAAGUGCAAGUCAAGGUGGUGGUGGACGUGUGGUCCCUGGUAAAGUCGUGGGUUAAGUAG